Gryllus bimaculatus (two-spotted cricket) is the source of this 876-nucleotide messenger RNA. The record is from the annotation of a GenBank genome assembly. NCBI's taxonomy places the organism in Eukaryota, Metazoa, Arthropoda, Insecta, Orthoptera, Gryllidae.
AUGUUACGAUUUCUCACAGCGUUCUUAAACGUUAGUCACAUUCUUCAAGUCCACGCGCGCACCCACACGGGCGAGAAGCCCUUCCAGUGCGCCGAGUGCGGCAAGCAGUUCUCGCAGCUGCGCAACUACAAGUACCACCGCUCGGUGCACGAGGGCACCAAGGAGUUCGCGGCCACGUGCCCGGAGUGCGGCAAGUACUUCAACGACCGGGGCUACCUCAGCUCGCACAUGAAGAUCCACCGCAACCGAAAGGAGUACGGCUGCCAGUACUGCGGCAAGAGCUUCAACCAGCGCGUGGCGUACAACAUGCACGUGCGCAUCCACACGGGCGAGCGGCCGCACGCGUGCCCGCACUGCCCCAAGAGCUUCUCGCGCAAGAUGCUGCUGAAGCAGCACCUGCGCGUGCACACGGGCGAGAAGCCCUUCUCGUGCGAGGUGUGCGGCAAGGCGUUCGCCGACCGCAGCAACAUGACGCUGCACCUGCGCCUGCACUCGGGCGUCAAGCCCUACGCGUGCACCGUCUGCUCCAAGGCCUUCACCAAGAAGCACCACCUCAAGACGCACAUGAACUACCACACGGGCGUCAAGCCCUACUCGUGCGCCAAGUGCGGCCUGCGCUUCAGCCAGUCCAGCAACAUGCGCACGCACUUCAAGAAGUGCGCGGGGGGCGGCCCGGCGGCGCCCAGCCCGGCGCAAGGGGCCCGAGGGCGCCGGGGCCCCGCUGCCGCUGGCCCCCGGCCCCCGCCCCCGUGCCCACCACCACGGCCAUCGCUGCCGCCGUCGUCAUCGCGCCCCCGCAGCCCGCCCCGCCCGCGCCGCCCGGCUCCGCGCUGCUGGCCGGCGUGGACCAGUAGCCCUCGCCCCUCUCAUUGUUGA